Molecule: messenger RNA, 2906 nt
Organism: Miniopterus natalensis
Lineage: Eukaryota; Metazoa; Chordata; Mammalia; Chiroptera; Miniopteridae
Gene: PFKFB1
Product: 6-phosphofructo-2-kinase/fructose-2,6-biphosphatase 1
Biological process (GO): fructose 2,6-bisphosphate metabolic process; fructose metabolic process
Cellular component (GO): cytosol; 6-phosphofructo-2-kinase/fructose-2,6-biphosphatase complex
Molecular function (GO): ATP binding; 6-phosphofructo-2-kinase activity; fructose-2,6-bisphosphate 2-phosphatase activity
Source: RefSeq, a predicted model, not a curated record
UCUGCACCCAAGCCCCCACUGGUACAUACAGGAGCAAAGACAGGCAAGGACUAGGAAAAAGGAGAGGAGGCUGGAGACAGGCUGCCAGAGGGCUCAGAAGCCCAGCUCACUUCCCUGUCCCAACACUGUCCACCUGCUGCUGUGGCCACAUCAACAGAAGAGACAGUUAGCAAGACAGGAAGUGAGGCCCGGUACCUUGUGGACAGUAGUGUCACUAGCUGUGACACCUAAGAUGUCUCAAGAGAUGGAAGAGCUUACCCAAACCAGGUUACAGAAGAUCUGGAUUCCACACAGCAACGACAGCAGUGGGCUGCAACGGAGGCGGGGCUCAACCAUACCCCAGUUUACCAAUUCCCCCACAAUGGUGAUUAUGGUGGGUUUACCCGCUCGAGGAAAGACUUACAUCUCUUCGAAGCUCACCCGAUAUCUGAACUGGAUAGGAACACCAACUAAAGUAUUUAAUUUAGGUCAGUAUCGACGAGAGGCAGUGAGCUACAAGAACUACGAAUUCUUUCUCCCAGACAAUACGGAGGCCCAACUUAUCAGGAAGAGGUUUGCUCUGGCAGCCCUGAAGGAUGUCCAUGAUUAUCUCAGCCAUGGGGAAGGUCAUGUUGCGGUUUUUGAUGCCACCAACACUACUAGAGAACGACGGUCACUGAUUUUGCAGUUUGCUAAGGAACAUGGUUACAAGGUGUUUUUUAUUGAGUCCAUCUGUAAUGACCCUGGCAUCAUUGCAGAGAACAUCAGGCAAGUGAAACUCGGCAGCCCUGAUUACAUAGACUGUGACCGAGAAAAGGUUCUGGAAGACUUUCUAAAAAGAAUUGAAUGCUAUGAGCUCAAUUACCAACCCUUGGAUGACGAACUGGACAGCCACCUGUCCUACAUUAAGAUCUUCGACGUGGGCACGCGCUACAUGGUGAACAGAGUGCAGGACCACAUCCAGAGCCGCACAGUUUACUAUCUUAUGAACAUCCACGUCACACCCCGCUCCAUCUACCUAUGCCGGCAUGGUGAGAGUGAACUCAAUCUCAGAGGCCGCAUCGGAGGUGACUCUGGCCUCUCAGCUCGGGGCAAGCAGUAUGCUUAUGCCCUGGCCAACUUCAUUCAGUCCCAGGGCAUCAGCUCCCUGAAAGUGUGGACCAGCCACAUGAAGAGGACUAUCCAGACAGCCGAGGCCUUGGGUGUCCCCUAUGAGCAGUGGAAGGCCCUGAAUGAGAUUGAUGCGGGUGUCUGUGAGGAGAUGACCUAUGAAGAAAUCCAGGAACAUUACCCUGAAGAAUUUGCACUACGGGACCAAGAUAAAUAUCGCUACCGCUAUCCCAAGGGAGAGUCCUAUGAGGAUCUGGUUCAGCGUCUGGAGCCAGUUAUAAUGGAACUAGAACGGCAGGAAAAUGUUCUGGUGAUCUGCCACCAGGCUGUCAUGCGGUGCCUCCUGGCCUACUUCUUGGAUAAGAGCUCAGAUGAGCUGCCAUAUCUCAAGUGCCCUCUGCACACAGUGCUCAAACUCACACCUGUGGCUUAUGGCUGCAAAGUGGAGUCCAUCUACCUGAAUGUGGAGGCUGUAAACACACAUCGGGAGAAGCCUGAGAAUGUGGACAUCACCCGAGAACCUGAGGAAGCCCUGGACACCGUCCCUGCCCACUACUGAGCCCUUUCCAGGAGGUCAAACUACCUCUUUCCUGACUGUCUUCCACCUUUAGGAGCUUCUAUCCUUGCUCUUCUACACUGAGAAGACUCUGGAUUUGGCCUCACUGGGAGAGCCCUGCUUCCAGGGAAGAAGCCCUCAACCGUUCCAAAACAGGUGUCAUUAGAUUUCUAGCUACAACCAAGGAGCUGUCUAGCUCUGGACAAAACUUUUUUUCUUUAUUUUUAUUCCCUGAUCAAUGAAAACUUCUGCCUCUAAGAGAAGAGAGAUGGUCAUUGUGAGGCAUCUCCCACAGGAUCUUAAGAUAUUGACCCUGUGAAGUGGCUCUGGCACUGUGGGGGUGUGGAAUGGCUGAGAGCUUCCUGGAGAAAAGACUUCUGGAGUAGCACCUCCAAAAGUGAGGGAGGAGAUGGGUCUCUGUGAUUGCCUAUAGGCCUUUUUCUUUGGUGGACAGUGUGGCUGGACACAAGACACUAUCAUCCCUAUACUCAGAGAUGUACUUGGACCGCAGUGCUCCUCUCUUCUCCAACUCUUGCUGCCAUUCUGAGUGUUGUCACUGUCCAUAUAAGUAAUCCAAACAAUACCCUGGCCUUCCAGUCCCCGUCAACUCCACUCAUCACCCACUCCAUGGACAAUGGCAUCAUGUAGACUUCUCCCCAGUCUGACUUCUUAAAUACAAGCAUCCCACUAUCUGGCCACUGACCCCUAGUCCUUACAACUUUCUGUGUCAUGCACAGGAUCCGUAGCAGCACGUCUCCUGCAGAGUAGGCACAUACAUGUAGUAUUUCUGGGCAGGUACCAGCAACCCAGUGCUGAAAAGACAAACUCAUACACUACUUUCUGGUACUCUAUCCCAUCCCACCUUCUCAGGGAUGGCCUACUUCAGUCAAUUCCUGACUAUUCCUUUUCUAUCUCCUGUCCUUUUCUAUUGGGUUUUGCCCCCAUGGUCUAUGCAACAUGGUCAGGUCUCUCUCCUAUCCUAAUAAAACCCUCUCUUAUUCCUGUGUUCCCCUCUAGUUACCUCCCUCUUUGUCCCUCCAUUCUUACACAAACAUCUCAAAAAUGAAUCUAUAAUUACCGUCCAGAACCUUCUCCCUCUGCAUUCUGUUCCAGGCUUUCCCCCUCCUAUCUUUGUUCAAGCUAUUAUCCCUUUGCCUUCCAUGCUUUCUCUAGGUCUCUAUCCCACUGAAGUCAUGCUUUCUUUUUUUUUUAAUAAGCUUUAUCUUUAUUGUUGAAAGUGUUACAGAUGUCCCCUCCUUUU